CCACCCGACGCGGCUGCAGUCCUGCGUCCCAGGCUCCCGGAAGUGCUGCUGCACGCUCCGGAAACGAUUCCUCGGGUCGCUAGCGCCCUCCCCGUCGUUUUCCGUGACAGACGUAGAGCUGAGCGACCGAGGCCGCGAGCGAGAUGCCGGUGGCCGUGGGUCCCUACGGACAGUCCCAGCCAAGCUGCUUCGACCGCGUCAAGAUGGGCUUCGUGAUGGGUUGCGCCGUGGGCAUGGCGGCCGGGGCGCUCUUCGGCACCUUUUCCUGUCUCAGGAUCGGAAUGCGAGGUCGGGAGCUGAUGGGCGGCAUUGGGAAAACCAUGAUGCAGAGUGGCGGCACCUUUGGCACAUUCAUGGCCAUCGGGAUGGGCAUCCGAUGCUAACCAUGGUUGCCGACUACAUCCACCCUUUUCCAUCAAUCCCAGCCCAUGUACUAAUAAAAGAAAGUCUUUGAGUA
Molecule: messenger RNA, 457 nt
Organism: Callithrix jacchus (white-tufted-ear marmoset)
Lineage: Eukaryota; Metazoa; Chordata; Mammalia; Primates; Cebidae
Gene: ROMO1
Product: reactive oxygen species modulator 1
Biological process (GO): protein import into mitochondrial matrix; protein insertion into mitochondrial inner membrane
Cellular component (GO): TIM23 mitochondrial import inner membrane translocase complex
Source: RefSeq, a predicted model, not a curated record